CUCUCACUCAGAGUCUUUCACACCAACCUUCCUUAUAAACCACCUCUCCAGCUCUCUCCUCCCAGCUUCCUCUCCCCAUCUCUCUCUCUCUCUCUCUCUAACUCAGCAAAACCCACAUCAGUAAGAACACAUUCAUGGACUCUGCAUCCACAAGAAGGCCUUGUUUCAUUGAAGAAGACGAUGGUCUUGCCUCUCUUGCAGACAUGGAAGCUGGGUUCUCUGGAAACCAUCAACAUCCACACCCUUUUGUGUCUAGGCCACUCUAUUACACAUCCUCCUUGCAGAGAAGAGGUAGCAUCAGAAACCUUUCAUCGUUCUCUUCCUCUGUUUCUUCUCCCAGAUCUGGAAGGUUCUAUGAUGCUAAUAGAUUCUAUGAAGAACACCAGCCCCAUUUCUUGGAGGCUUGUUUUCUUUGCAAGAAGACCCUUGCUAAUAACAAAGACAUCUUCAUGUACAGAGGGGACACUCCAUUCUGUAGUGACGAGUGCAGACAAGAGCAGAUAGAGAUAGAUGAAGCCAAUGAGAAGAAUUGGAAGAUCUCUGCUUCCAUGAAAGCCUUGAGGAUUGAUCAGAAGAAACCCAACAAAUCCUCCUCUCCAAACAAGACCCAAAACUACCCUCUCCGAGCAGGCGCAGUGAUAGCUGCUUAAUCACAUCAUCAGCCAGCCGAGAAAAGAAAAGAAAAUGAAGGAAAAUGUAUCAUGGUUUCUGUGAUUCUGUCCAUUGGAAGAGGAGGGGCCAAUUUGAGAGAAGCACAGGAGAAAGAAGACCCAUUUUGAGGAUUUUUGUUUUUUUUUUUAAUUUUCAUAUAAAUAAAUUGUAAAUCCUUAUAUGAGGCUUUUUGUGGGGUAAGGGAUGCUCUGUAAAUAGUUUUAUUAUUUUUAUUUUAUUUUGGGUAUUCUGCUGAAGUUUUCUUUGUUUCUUGAUUUGGGUAUUCUCAUCAUGGUCAUGAGAAGCUUUAUAUAAUACAAGGAAAUUUCUCCCACCAAA
Molecule: messenger RNA, 990 nt
Organism: Camellia sinensis
Lineage: Eukaryota; Viridiplantae; Streptophyta; Magnoliopsida; Ericales; Theaceae
Product: FCS-Like Zinc finger 2
Source: RefSeq, a predicted model, not a curated record